AUGGAGCCAUACACAGGCCAUCAACCACCACUUCUACAGCUGCUGCAACCCCACAAACCGAAGACUUUCAAGGCUAAAACCCAAACCAACUUCAACCUCAUCUUCCCUUUCAACAUCCCCCUCACACCGGAGGCCGCUGCUGUUCGAAUCAUCCGAAACUUGGGCUAUUUCAGAUUGUACUACACAAUGUUUAUCUGGGUGAUACUCUUCAUCACCCUCAUGCCAAAGCGGAAACUUUCUCUCUGUACUUGCAGCUGCUACGUGCACUUGCCCGAUUCUAUCGUGCUUCAUCGGAUUAUUGACAAGCGAUUCGAUUUAUCCUUGAUGACCGCCCUCACGGCGGUUGAUCUGAUCUUGACUGGUGCUGCUAUUCAUCUGUUUUUUUUUGUGAACGAGGAGGUUUGUGCUGCUGGAGAAUUGGUUCCACUGGUCUACGAUAAAGCUGCUGAGAAUGACAAGUCUCCAAUUUGGUGUGUUUCCAUGAAUCUUCUUUUGGUCCCUGGUAGAUGGAAUAGAUCAAUGAUGGACUCAAGAGGCUGA
Molecule: messenger RNA, 540 nt
Organism: Ilex paraguariensis (yerba mate)
Lineage: Eukaryota; Viridiplantae; Streptophyta; Magnoliopsida; Aquifoliales; Aquifoliaceae
Source: the annotation of a GenBank genome assembly